Messenger RNA from Procambarus clarkii (red swamp crayfish), 1431 nucleotides. The record is from RefSeq and is a predicted model, not a curated record. Lineage: Eukaryota; Metazoa; Arthropoda; Malacostraca; Decapoda; Cambaridae.
AUGGCCCACAGGAGCUGGGUACGUGGUCUUAAUGGCUCACAGGAGCUGGGUACGUGGUCCCAAUCGCCCACAGGAGCUGCGUACGUGGUCCCAAUGGCCCACAGGAGCUGGCUCUUGAGUUAUGAUGAGUUACGUGGCUGUCAGCGCAGUUAUGAUGAUGAGUUACGUGGGUGUCAGCGUAGUUAUGAUGAGUUACGUGGCUGUCAGCGCAGUUAUGAUGAUGAGUUACGUGGGUGUCAGCGCAGUUAUGAUGAUGAGUUACGUGGCUGUCAGCGCAGUUAUGAUGAUGAGUUACGUGGGUGUCAGCGCAGUUAUGAUGAUGAGUUACGUGGCUGUCAGCUAUGUAACUUAACAGAUUGUGUGGACUGUCAACCGAUCAUGCAUCUGGCAGCUUCGAGGGCAGGACCGGGGCCCCAGCUGGUGGUCACUGUAGAGGGCAGCACAGGGGCUGUGGGGCCCCAGCUGGUGGUCACUGUAAAGGGCAGCACAGGAGCUGUGGGGCCCCAGCUGGUGGUCACUGUAGAGGCCAGCACAGGGGCUGUGGGGCCCCAGCUGGUGGUCACUGUAAAGGGCAGCACAGGAGCUGUGGGGCCCCAGCUGGUGGUCACUGUAGAGGGCAGCACAGGAGCUGUGGGGCCCCAGCUGGUGGUCACUGUAAAGGGCAGCACAGGAGCUGUGGGGCCCCAGCUGGUGGUCACUGUAAAGGGCAGCACAGGAGCUGUGGGGCCCCAGCUGGUGGUCACUGUAGAGGGCAGCACAGGAGCUGUGGGGCCCCAGCUGGUGGUCACUGUAGAGGGCAGCACAGGAGCUGUGGGGCCCCAGCUGGUGGUCACUGUAAAGGGCAGCACAGGAGCUGUGGGGCCCCAGCUGGUGGUCACUGUAGAGGGCAGCACAGGAGCUGUGGAGCCCCAGCUGGUGGUCACUGUAGAGGGCAGCACAGGAGCUGUGGGGCCCCAGCUGGUGGUCACUGUAGAGGGCAGCACAGGAGCUGUGGGGCCCCAGCUGGUGGUCACUGUAGAGGGCAGCACAGGAGCUGUGGGGCCCCAGCUGGUGGUCACUGUAGAGGGCAGCACAGGAGCUGUGGGGCCCCAGCUGGUGGUCACUGUAGAGGGCAGCACAGGAGCUGUGGAGCCCCAGCUGGUGGUCACUGUAAAGGGCAGCACAGGAGCUGUGGGGCCCCAGCUGGUGGUCACUGUAAAGGGCAGCACAGGAGCUGUGGAGCCCCAGCUGGUGGUCACUGUAAAGGGCAGCACAGGAGCUGUGGGGCCCCAGCUGGUGGUCACUGUAGAGGGCAGCACAGGAGCUGUGGGGCCCCAGCUGGUGGUCACUGAAUCGGAGAAGUCUUCGGAGGAAUCGGAGAAAUCUUCGGAGGAAUCGGAAAAGUCUUCGGAGGGAUCAGAGAAGUCUUCGGAGGGAUCAGACAAGUCUUAG